AUGCAUUCGAGGUACAUUAUAAGAUGAGAUCGCGCUGGAUUUUAUGUGCGCUCACGGGCUUUGCUUUGCUGCAGCAGGUUGCUUUGAGGCGAGAAUAGAGAACAAUGUAGACCGUUGCAAUCUUAACAUAAAAAUCUUUCCGUACGCACGCUCAUUAUGCGAACCUUUGGGAUCAGUGUGGGUAAUGCGCGAAGGCAGAUGCAUAAUGGGGCUUACGUGCACCAAGGGCUACACAGAAGAGGAGUGCAAAAAACACUGUUCCACAAAGGCUACAACGGUGUCAGCAAAGACAGCUAUCAAUAUUCAAAGCGGUAGCAGUAUAAGAACAAGGAGACCGCGCACCACAGAAGCCAUGCAGAUAAAACGAUAAAUUGUCAAUAAAAACUAGAAUAAAUGGAUUUUUAAUAUCAGUUGUA
Messenger RNA from Drosophila virilis, 416 nucleotides. Lineage: Eukaryota; Metazoa; Arthropoda; Insecta; Diptera; Drosophilidae. The record is from RefSeq and is a predicted model, not a curated record.